Molecule: messenger RNA, 2679 nt
Organism: Danio aesculapii
Lineage: Eukaryota; Metazoa; Chordata; Actinopteri; Cypriniformes; Danionidae
Gene: arcn1b
Product: archain 1b
Exons: 10
Coding region: 190-1728 (512 amino acids)
Biological process (GO): endoplasmic reticulum to Golgi vesicle-mediated transport; Golgi localization; retrograde vesicle-mediated transport, Golgi to endoplasmic reticulum
Cellular component (GO): COPI vesicle coat; cytosol
Source: RefSeq, a predicted model, not a curated record
CUGACACGGAGCAACUUUUUCCGGUUGGACUCUGGAGACGUGGCUCUGUUUCUUCAAUAUUACGAGUCAAGCUAUAUGCUACUGUUAAAACAGAGCGGAAGUCACCAUUCUGACAUUUUCGGUUUUGAACCAUCUGGACUGUGUCCGUGACCGUGUCCACUGACGGGUCCUCGGUGAAAGGGAACAGAAAUGGUGCUCUUGGCAGCAGCGGUGUGUACUAAGGCGGGGAAAGCCAUAGUGUCACGCCAGUUUGUAGAGAUGACGCGAACCCGCGUUGAGGGCCUUCUAGCUGCCUUUCCCAAACUGAUGAAUACAGGCAAGCAGCACACUUUUGUGGAAACUGACAGUGUGCGCUAUGUCUACCAGCCUCUGGAGAAACUCUACAUGGUUCUGAUCACUACAAAAAACAGCAACAUCCUGGAGGACUUGGAGACGCUAAGGCUUUUCUCCAGAGUGAUCCCUGAAUAUUGCCGAGUGUUGGAGGAAAGUGAGAUCUCGGAGCACUGUUUUGAUCUCAUAUUUGCAUUUGAUGAGAUCGUAGCCCUCGGCUACCGGGAAAAUGUCAAUCUGGCCCAGAUUCGCACUUUUACAGAAAUGGACUCGCAUGAAGAAAAAGUCUUCAGAGCUGUCAGAGAGACCCAAGAAAGAGAGGCAAAGGCUGAAAUGAAACGCAAAGCCAAAGAGCUGCAGCGAGCAAGACAAGACGCGGAACGUGCUGGAAAGAAAUCACCAGGAUUUGGAGGUUUUGGAAGUUCAGGAAUGAGCAGCAUCACGUCAGCCACCAUCAUCACAGAUACAAUAGAGCCGGAGAAACCCAAAGUGGCUCCUGCUCCAGUCAGGCCGAGUGGAUCCAGUAAAGCACUGAAGCUGGGUGCCAAAGGGAAAGAGGUGGAUUUCUUUGUGGACAAGCUGAAGUCAGAAGGAGAAAAUAUUGUCACGACCAGUGCAGGAAGAAAAGCGUCAGAGGCGUCUAAAGUCCUUCAGCCUCCAGUGAAUAUGGAAAGUGUACAUCUGAGGGUGGAGGAGAAGAUCUCUCUCACCUGUGGUCGGGAUGGUGGACUUCAAAACAUGGAGGUUCUGGGCAUGAUCACUCUGAAAGUGGCAGAUGAAAAAAAUGGCCGCAUCAUCAUAGUCGUCAACAACAAUGACAAAAAAGGAGCCCAAUUACAGACUCACCCUCAUGUUGAUAAAAAGCUCUUCACCAACGAAUCUCUGAUUGGUCUGAAGAACCAAGAGAAAUCCUUCCCUCUCAACAGUGAUUUGGGGGUCCUAAAAUGGAGGUUACAGAGCACAGAUGAAUCUCUCAUUCCUUUUACCAUCAACUGUUGGCCAUCAGAGAGUGGAAGUGGAAGCGGCUGUGACGUUAACAUCGAGUAUGAGCUUCAGGACGAAGGGCUUGAACUCAAUGAUGUUGUCAUCACUAUUCCUGUGCCGUCAGGUGUAGGCGCUCCAGUGGUUGGUGAUCUGGAUGGACAGUAUAACCAUGACAGUAGGAAAAACAUCCUGGAAUGGUCUCUUCCUGUAAUCGACGAGAAGAACAAGAGUGGCAGCCUGGAGUUCAGCAUAGAUGGCAAACCCAACGACUUCUUCCCAAUCAACGUCUCUUUUGUCUCCAAACGCAACUUUUGUGACAUUCAGGUUGCAAAGGUGACAUAUGUAGAAGGAGGCAGCCCAGUCAAAUUCUCCUCAGAGACGUCAUUUGUUGUGGAUAAGUAUGAGAUUCUGUAACUGUUUCUUGGUGGAAGAUCUUUUUAACCAGCGCAGUGGAUCAGAGAGCGAGCUGUAAGUUAACGGGAACACUCUCUGGCAUGGGCUGCAGUUCUUCUGUGUUUCUGUUUGUCUUGAAGGAAAAAAUCAUCUACCUUUAUAAAAACUGGACCUUUUAGCUGCACAGUACUACAGUACAGUCAGCUACACUUGACAGGAAAGUCAAAUACAGCACUGCACCUGAAGAUAUCAUGGGAAGCUCGGUGUCAUCCUACAGCAGAUGUAUUAUAAGCCCAUAACAACCUUCCUGACCCUGAGUAGAAUAAAUUGGGAUCUGCAUUUAUCUUGGCAGUUUGGUUUUAUUUCUGAUAAUGAGUUAAAAGAAUAAAUGGUGGUGUUGUGUAAUAUGGAAGCAGACCUAAUAUUGUAGUACCAAAUGAAUGUGUGGGUGAUUAAAUCAGUUGUGCUUGUGCAAUAAGAACUGACGCUGUGUUAAAUAUGCAGUCCAAAUUCAUCCUUCAUCUGCUGUUAGUGAAUAUGAACAUAAUUGUCUACAUCAACAAAAAGCACAAACGCUAUUUGCCUUUUAGUACCCCCCCCCCCACACUUUGUUUGUAUUCAGUUAUAUUUAUGUAAUCAUUUGUUUAGAUUAACAGAAUCUAAACGGGAUGAUUUUUCAUUCUGUUGUUUUGUAAGUAAUGUUACACGUAAUCUCUUUAAAUGUUUCUUGCUUUUUAUUCAUUGCAGCAUUUCUUUGGCUAAACAGGAAAAUAUAUUAUCUCUGGCUUCCCAGGUGUUAUUAAGAAUGGAUUUAUUAUUUUUUUUUUGUAUUUCCAUAACCUAAAAUAUGUUUAUCAGCGCACACUCAAAAGAUGAUUGCGAAACGCCAAGGGGAGGCUUACGACAUUCCAUUCUGCUGUAAGAUACUUAUGAAUACCUUUAAUCAAUAAUAAAAUCACAUUUAAAUUCUGA